This is a messenger RNA of Aspergillus vadensis CBS 113365, 1961 nucleotides long. Its product is annotated as PMM-domain-containing protein. Bases 83 to 1516 code for a protein of 477 amino acids. The transcript has 9 exons. Gene Ontology annotation, molecular function: phosphomannomutase activity. Lineage: Eukaryota; Fungi; Ascomycota; Eurotiomycetes; Eurotiales; Aspergillaceae. The record is from RefSeq and is a predicted model, not a curated record. Gene Ontology annotation, biological process: mannose metabolic process; GDP-mannose biosynthetic process; protein N-linked glycosylation. Gene Ontology annotation, cellular component: cytosol.
CACGAAUGAAGCUACACUCAUCUGGCUCUUCACCAUCUGAGCUUGGAGCACGGCACAUCUUCUAACAUAGAGAUAUUUAGACAUGCCUAAACAACGCGAUUAUUACAAGGUACUGGGAGUGUCUCCCAGAGCGACACAACAAGAGAUUCGCAAUGCAUACAAAAGAGUCCCUGUCGACUCGCCAGAGAGGGCAGCUCGGACACGCAAGUUUCAGGAGAUCAGCGAUGCUUAUUACACAUUGUCAGAUGUAUCACGCCGACGGGAGUAUGAUGCGAUGAGGAUGGCAGGCGGUGUCGAGGAGGAAGAGGAGGAAGUGCCCCAUGGAGGUGCAGGAGGAUUUCCCUGGUCCGCUUUUGGCUUUGGCACUGGCACUGCUGAUAGUGAGCAACGUGCAAAUGAGCAAUUCGGGUCGGUGUUCGAAGAAAUGCUGCGUGAAGAGGGCCUUGCUAGCGAAGGCACAGAUGCUGACGGUCAGACUCGUUCACACCCGACGUCUCGGUUCUGGUCCGUUGUAGGUGGAAUUAGUGGGGGUGCUCUCGGUUUCAUCGUAGCUAAUGCUCCUGGAGCAUUGGCUGGCGCAGUCGCUGGCAAUCGUCUUGGUGCAGUGCGAGAUGCCAAAGGAAAGAGCGUUUACGAUGUCUUCCUCCAGCUUCCUCAAACAGAUCGAGCAAGGCUUUUGAGUGAAUUAGCAGCCAAGGUCUUUCAGACGACCAUGGGCCCAGCCGGCAUUUAUCCUGCCCUGCAGGACCGCCCCCUCAAGGGCACAAUCUGUCUCUUUGAUGUCGACAAGACGUUAACGCCUGCCCGUGCUAAUGUCACCCCGGAGAUGCUCACGCUUCUCUCUCAGCUGCGUCACAAGUGCGCGAUCGGAUUCGUCGGUGGCUCGAAUCUUCCCAAGCAGCAAGAACAGCUCGGUAGAAACACUACGGACGUCACAACCCUAUUCGAUUUCUGCUUCGCCGAGAACGGUUUGACCGCUUUCCGCCUGGGCAAGCCUCUUCUCAGCAACAGCUUCAUCCAAUGGCUGGGAGAAGAAAAAUAUCAGAAGUUGGUCAACUUCUUGCUCAAGUACAUCGCCAACUUGGAGAUCCCUAAGAAGCGCGGUACCUUCGUCGAGUUCCGCAAUGGCAUGAUCAACGUCAGCCCGAUUGGCAGAAAUGCUAGCACCGAGGAACGGAAGGAGUUUGAAGCGUAUGACAAGAUUCACAACAUCCGCCGCGAUCUUGUCGAUGCGCUUAAGAAGGAGUUCCCUGACUAUGGUUUGAGCUACUCCAUUGGUGGCGAAAUCUCGUUUGACGUUUUCCCGACCGGCUGGGACAAGACUUACUGCCUACAACACGUCGAAGCCGAGAAAGAUAUUACGGGUAUCGAUUAUAAGACGAUCCAUUUCUUCGGUGACAAGACAUUCCCUGGUGGUAACGACUACGAGAUCUACAGUGACCCUAGGACGAUCGGUCACUCCGUUGAGGACCCUGAUGACACCAUGAGACAGUUGAGGGAGCUCUUCCAGCUCUAGGGGAUGAUUUGGAAUACACGAGGGCCAUAAUCGCAUUCAGGGUCCGGAACGGUCAUAUCAGCUAAAUAUCAUCUACUAGCCAACAGGAUUUGGCGUUCUCUAUGAAUAGGACAGCGAAAAAACGUCCUGCAUAUUGCUAUUGUGCCUCUACCUUGGUCGAUCAAUUCCCGUCAUCUGGUCCAUUCAUCUCAUGGCACUUACUUGGUCACGAAAACAGUAGGCGCUGUACCUAAAAGAAAAACCACUAUGCUCAAAAGCACAAGAUGAGGGAGUGACAGUGUAGGUCCGCGAGAAAAUUUCUGACACGGAGUCCAGCUAAUGAUGCCGCAUGCGGAAUUUAUGUUGUAGAUCCGGGUUCCUGAAAUAGAUGUUGUAAGCAGGCCCUUGGAAGCGAAAGGAAUAACCUGUAAAGCAGUGAUUAGAUAGAAUAGAGAAAAUUAUCUUG